CAGGCGAGGCUUUCCACGCCUCUCGCGCUCGGAAAUAAAGAAAACGAAGUGGCCAGCCAGAAUCGCCAUUGCAGCUCGUCGGGCGGAGAAAGUAUCUGGAGCCGGUCAGGGGCCAUUCCGAGCCAUGCCGAAACCACUAGCCAAGGCAGAAGCGUCGCCACCGCCAGGCAUCGCGAUGACGUCAUCUGCGAGUUCUGCGGCGGCGGUGACGAAGCAGCCGUCCGCUUUGUCUCAGUGGCAUGCGGUCAUCUUCUACUUCGUGCUGGUCUUCGGGGAUCGUCUGCAGAACCCGUACGAGUACAAACUCUACUACUACAACAAGCUCAGCAGCCGGCGAUUCGCGCUUAUCUACGCCGUCGGGGCUCUCGGAGGCUGUCUCGCCGAUCUCUGGGGACGUUCUCUGGCAAAACGCGUCGGCUGGAAGCUGUCGGCGCCCCUUCUGCUGGCACUGCUGAUUCAGUCGUGCAUGAUGAAGAAGAGCGACGAGUUGGAAACGCUGAUGAUCUCGAAGCUUUUGGCCAAGGUGAGCGUGCUCACGCUGUUCCCGCUGGCCAUGGGUCAGUUCACCGCCCGCACCAGGCCGUCGGACCUGGCCAUCAUGAUCGGCAUCGGCUUCAUCGGCAUCGUCUCGGGAGUCAUCGGCAGCAUACUGUGCGACGUCAUCUACUACGACUGCUUCAUCUUGUUUCGCACCGCGGCGUUCGUGCUGGGCGCCCUCUUCUUCUUCCACUGGCUCUCCCCGAAGCCUCAGCCCAUCAAGGACCUCCUGGAGCCGUACCGUUCCGACCGCGUGGUCACCGUCGCCGUGCUCUCCUCGGAAGCCGCCUUGUGGUGCUGCAGCACCAUCGUCGAGGCCUUCUGGGCCCCGCUGGUCAACCCUUCCAACAUGGACGUCGGCCUGCUGUACGCGCUCUAUUGCUUUUUCCACGUCUUCGGAGGCUGCUUCUUCCGGGUGACCCGCAUGAUCCAGGCGACGCCACGCUACACCCUGACCCUAUCGUGCUUGCUGGCUGCCGUGGGCAUGUUCUUCGCGGCGGCCGCCAUGCCCGUCUACCCGGACUCCGUGCUGGUCGUCGUCAUGGCCAUGCUGGCCUUCCACUUCGCCCUCGGCCUGUGGGGUGCCUCGCUGCGCAAGCUCAGGAACUGCGCCAUGCUGUCGCCCCGAAACGAGGCUUACGCCCGGUGCGUUGGACGCGUGGUCGCGGCCGCCAUGCUGGCCGUGAGACGAGAGUUCGACACGCAGUACCUGUGCGGCAUCUUCACGGCCUGCUGCUGCUUCGUUCUGCUGUCGCUACUGCCCGUGCAGUCGCUGGCCCGCUGGAAGCAGAAGUCGCGCGUCAUCCAGGUGCUCAGGUCGAUGGCAGGUGACUCGUCGACAGCAUGACCUGCCAAGACCUCGUCGUGGCGGUGUGUGGUGUUGCAGGAGGAGUUGGAUGGUGGUGAAAAAAGGGGUGUCGUCGGCAGGUGGAUGUACGGGAUGUUAGCUACAUGAGACUUCGCUGGGUCGGAAGAGGGAGGGGGGGUGCUAAUGAGCAGUUGGUAGACGUGUCAAGGGUUUUAGACACUUGUGCCUGAGUGAAGUGAGCCACGUGGACUCAAAUGACUACUAACGCUGCAAGGCUGGUGACGAGAAGCAGUUCGAGUCAUAACGGCGUAUGACCUAAACUGUGGGACGUUGGUGAAAACAGUCACUUCUUCGUGGAGUGUUAGUAAGUGCAGGUGACGAGGCCUGACAGGACCUAAAACGUGGCAUCGCUCGUUUGACGACGGGUCGUGAACUCGGCGUCCGGCUUGGUUAGGCGAAGCCCCGAACAUCGCGAGAGAAGGGUCACAACCUAUGAGUGACACGUCGUAGCGGGUGCGUCAAGCAUAGCGAGGGACCGACUUGGGAGUGAGAAUGGCGAUUGUUGAAAGAGGUGCACUUCCUUGAGCUUAAAAAAAAAAAAGGGGUAUCUGUCUUGUGCUUCUAUGCAAUGGCCGGUGUGAGCGGGGCCUAUCCUAGAUAGGAGUUCAUUAAA
Messenger RNA from Dermacentor silvarum, 2018 nucleotides. RefSeq lists its product as uncharacterized. NCBI's taxonomy places the organism in Eukaryota, Metazoa, Arthropoda, Arachnida, Ixodida, Ixodidae. Gene Ontology annotation, cellular component: membrane. Gene Ontology annotation, biological process: molybdate ion transport. Gene Ontology annotation, molecular function: molybdate ion transmembrane transporter activity. The record is from RefSeq and is a predicted model, not a curated record.